Molecule: messenger RNA, 333 nt
Organism: Microthlaspi erraticum
Lineage: Eukaryota; Viridiplantae; Streptophyta; Magnoliopsida; Brassicales; Brassicaceae
Source: the annotation of a GenBank genome assembly
AUGGGGAGAAAGAAGGGAUUGCCGGAGUUCGAAGAGACGGCGCCGGAUGGAUUCGAUCCAGCGCAUCCUUACAAGGAUCCGGUGGCGAUGAUGGAGAUGAGAGAGCACAUCGUCCGGGAGAAGUGGAUCCAAAUCGAGAAGGCGAAGAUCAUGCGCGAGAAGGUCAAAUGGUGUUACCGCGUGGAAGGCGUCAACCAUUACCAGAAAUGCCGUCAUCUCGUCCAGCAGUAUCUCGAUUCCACCCGCGGCGUCGGCUGGGGAAAAGACCACCGUCCUAUGUCGCUCCACGGUCCCAAGCCGGAGGCUGUUGAAGUUGAAGCUGAAGCUGAAUAA